UGCCGAAAUUGAACUAAGAGAUAUUUGUUUGGAUACCGCAGUUUCCUUUGUAUCAAGUUAUGCCAGUGACAGAUAUUGCAAUUACUUUUCUGAACACGAGGCAAAGAAUUUAUUACGAGAAGGUUCAACCACAUGCCAUCCCAGAUGUCAAAUAAAACUAACCACCAGAAAUGUCCGUAUGAAUUACCUAGCCUAUGUUUCUAUGGUGUUUGACAGUUACAACUACAGUACAAGAAUGGGCUGCCCGUAUUUCUAUAAAGCAAAUUUAACUAUAGAUUGUUCGCAUUUGGGGAAGGGUUAUCCAAAUGGCGACCUGGCUGGUACACAAACUGAAAACAAUGAAUCACCAAGAAAAGACAUCGGAUCUAUAUUCGGAGCAUUGUUCGGGGGACUAUUUCUCGGUUUGAUAAUAUCAACAGUCAUUGGUUUUGUUAUGUAUAGAAAGUUUCCUUCCCAUUUCCAAAACUGUUCGGAUCCACGAUUAAUGUUUGCAAAGAAGAAAACACACAAUAGAGACAGAGAUAAAGACAACAUUCAACAGGAUAAGCAGAGGCAAGUUUUGAACGUGUCUCCUCUCACACUAUCAGAAAGAUCGCCGGAAUACAGCAACACGUCAGGACAACAAAAUACAGUGACUGUCACGGACGAUGUGUACAACUAUCUGAACGAGGAAGAGGAAACUCAGGAUGGGGAUACAUAUGAUCACGCAUGCGCAGCAACAAAAAAUGGUCACGCGAUGAUAAUGAGCGAUUAUAGUAAUCACCAUAGUUUGAACGAUGACUAUAAGUCAGCUGGAAGGGGAACCGAUGACUAUUUUACUUUAGAGCACAUUUAAUGACUUGGAGAAGAUUUAGUCUUGUCUGCUGUUCACAAGGCUAUUUUGAGUUCGAGCAUAUCUAAGUCCCUAUAGGUUUUUUAAACUUCUGUAACAUUAUGCCCCGCUAACGUGUUAUCUUUGUGGAAACCUUAGACCAACAUUUCGAAGUCAACAGGUUUUAUAUCCAUUUGACAUAGUUGAAGUAAUCUUAUAGGGUUUUUUUUCUUUGAUUA
Molecule: messenger RNA, 1050 nt
Organism: Magallana angulata
Lineage: Eukaryota; Metazoa; Mollusca; Bivalvia; Ostreida; Ostreidae
Exons: 7
Coding region: 179-835 (218 amino acids)
Source: RefSeq, a predicted model, not a curated record